UAUGAAUUGUAUUGCAACAAAUAAAAUGAAAAUAAUUCUUUUAGAAUAUUACGUGAAAAUCAGCCUGUAAUUAGUUCUAUAUGCGUUAUAAAUAUAUAGUCAAUAGUUUAUGACAAUUCGUACGUUGCCUUUUGUUGUUAUGAAAAAUAUGUAUAUUUGUGAGCGUGUAUAUUUAUAAUUAUAUUUGCAAUUAUUAAAUAAUGAUAAUAUAUAGAAUGUAACAUUAAAACAAUAUGAUAAAUACAAUCUUUUCUGUAAUUGCAAAAAUCUGUCUUUUUCAAAAAUGAGAGCUAUUUUGAUGUUUUUAAUUUUAAUUCAAACAAAAGGGAAAACAAUUCAGACUUGUCCAAAGUAUUGCACGUGUAAACUUGGUGCACAAGCUGAGUGGUUACGUAUCAAAUGCAGUAAUGAAUUACAGAAUAUUAGAGAUAUUAAUAUCAACAGUGUCAGUGUGGAAUUAGUUCAAUUAGAUUUAAGUAAAAAUAACAUUUAUACUAUUGAAGCUAAUAUAUUUAAGAAUCUGACAAAUUUGAAACGUUUAAAUUUGUCACAAAACUAUAUAACUUCUAUUAAUGCAGAAUCUUUUAAUGGUCUCGGAAAUUUAGAAAGACUAAAAUAUUCAGUGUCAGUUGUUACCCCCUACAAUUGAACUUCGACCAAUUCAUAAUCAAGUAGUAUUUGCUGGAGAUUCUAUAACUUUAAAAUGCAGAGCACCUAGUAUAACAGAUGAUAGAAAUGCAAAAUUAAGUUGGUUAUGGUAUCCUAAUACUACUACUGAAAAUGCAGAUUUAAAUGCAUUUUUAGAUCCACAAAAAAGUUUAUCUAAUAUUAAAGUUGAUAACAGAUAUCUUGCAGAUAGUGGCAUUGUGGACAGUUCUCUUAGUAUUGUUCCUAUUAAAGAAGAACACAAUGGUCAAUGGAACUGUUUAUUAGUUUCUAUAAAUGGUAAUAGAACAAAAGCAAUCAGUGUAAUUGUUAUCUCUGAAGAAACUCGUUACUGUCCUCUAGCAGUAACUAAAAAUAAUAAAGGUAUUUAUACAUGGCCAAAAACUGUAGUAGGAUGGAGAGCAGAAUUACCAUGUGAAGGCAACCAUUUAUCAGGUUUGAUGCAAAGGCCUUUAAAAGCUUCCUAUCAGUGUAAUAUUACAGGAUAUUGGGAGAAUUUAAACACAGAAUUAUGUCCUUACAUAUCACAUAUAACAAAAAGCUUAGAACAAUUUUCUAAAGUUAAUCUUUCUCUUACAAGAAUCAAUUUAUUAGAAAGUGCGAAGAAAUUUAAAAAUUUUACAGGAACUUCCAUAAAAAUAACUGAUCCUAUUGAAGUAGAUUUCAUAACUCAAACUAUAGAAAAUUAUUUAAAUUUUCUAAUUGAAGGAAAAGAACUUGGUACUACAUUAAUCGAUGUCAUCAAUACUCUGAUUAAUGUACCAAAGAAUAUUUUAAAGAAAGCUGAAGUUUCUUUUAAAUCUUGUACGCGACUAAUAAAAGCUGUAGAAAAGAUAAUAGAGCAUACUCCAUCUAUACAAUUUUACAAGAAAAAUAUGGCACUAGAAGAAUUCAGAGUGAAACGUGAUAGUUUCACAGGAUUAAUAUGUACAUGGUAUUCAAAUAAUAAUCCAGAAACACGAUUUUUACAAUGUACAACAAACAAUAGAACAUCUCCCAUUAAUAUAAAAGAUAGAACAAUUGAAGCAUCAAUACAUUUACCUGCAUCUUUAUUACAAUAUUCACAAGAAGUUACUGCUCAUCAAUUAAUGAUUUCUGUAUAUAGUAAUAAUAGACUAUUUCCUAAAAUAAUCAAUAAUGGGAUGUCAGUACAAAAUUUAACUGAACCUGUAUACAUUAUGUUAAAGACACCUUUGUACUAUUAUGCUGGGAAGAAAUUAUUACCAGUAGUUUGGGAUGAUACGUUAAAUAAAUCAGGAGGUUGGACAAAUGAUGGUUGCUAUUUAAGAAAUGUAUUGAACAAUUUAAUAAUAUUUCAUUGUAAUAGAUUGGGAUAUUAUGGUCUUUUACAAGAUAUUUCUACACUUGAUCAUGAUGGUAACAGUAUAAGUGGUGCAAAAUUUAGAUAUUCAAAUCCUGCAAUAUAUAUUGGAAGUAUUGCAACAAUAACAUGUUUAAUUAUUAUGUGUAUAACAUAUAUUAUUUGUUACACAUCAAUUACAAUGCCUAAAAAAGCAAAACAUUGCGUUAUUAAUACUUGGUUUGCUAUGGCAUUAUUAUCAUUUUUUUAUAGUAUUGGUAUUUACCAAACAGAAAAUAUACCAAUUUGUCAAGGUGUUGGUCUUAUUCUGCAUUAUUUGUCUUUAUGUUGUUUGUUAUGGAUGGCAGUGUUUGCAAGCAACAUGUAUAAAAAAUUAUCCAAAUCAGAUCUCGAAGAAGAUAUUCCAGAUAAUGAUCUUCAAGAUCCACCAAUGCCAAAACCAUUAUUAGGACUUUAUUUAGUUGGCUGGGGUAUAGCUAUGAUCAUUUGUGGUAUAUCUGGCGCAAUAAAUCUACGAGAAUACGCUGGAUAUUCAUAUUGUUUUCUCACAUCCGCUCCUGCUCUUGUUGCUUUGUUCGUUCCAGCUGGAUUUCUAAUUGUAUAUUUAUUUAUUUUUCAUUUACUCAUUAAAUGUUCAAUUCAAAAUGUUGACAUGAAUGCUCAGUUGUCUGAAGGUACACAAGCAACAGAAAAUAUGGAUUUGGAAUUAUUGGAACCAAGUACAAAUAUUUCUAUUGGCAGAAAUAGUGCACAUAGUGUACAAACCAUAUUAUCUGAUAUUGAAGAUUCAGAACAUUCUCAAAUUACUCAAUUGAAAGGUCAAAUUAUUAUAUUAACUUUAUAUUUGAUAUCAUGGAUUACUGCAGCAGCAGCUACAACAAAGUCGUUAAAUACGUAUAUUUCAUUUGAUGAAACUAUAUUUGCUAUUUUAUAUUCACUUUUUUCUAGUUCACUUGGAAUUUUCAUUCUUUUCUUUUAUGGAAUUGCACGAAGUGAUGUUAGAUCACAAUGGUUAAAAAUGGGUUGUUGGUUUCAGAAACGGAAAAAUCAAUGUUGUCGAACAAGAAGUAUUUCUGAUGCAAAUCCUGUAAUAACAACACAAUCUUUAGUACAAAAUUUGGUAGCUCCAAUGUCUAAUUCUCAAGCUACUCAAGUUACAUCUGAUUCAAAUUCCAUUAGCUCAUCCAGAUACACCAAUAGAUCACAAACAUAUAAUGCAUUUAAAGUUACAGAUAUUGUAACCAAUCAAAAAGUAUCGCCUAUUGGUAGAAAAAUGACCAAUAUGAAUUUAGUUGUAUUACACCGACAACAAUACAGAUCUGACAAUUCUGUAACAACAUAUAUUGAACCCACUUGUGUUGAAAUGUUUUAUAAUCCUCAUCAAAGUGGAGUUGCUAGAAAAUUUUUUAGAAAACAACGUCGUCAUACAAAAAAUAGUAAUCUUGGUCCUCGAAAACAAGGUGAUGGUGGUGCUAUGAGUGAUGCUGGUAGUUGCAUUUCUGUAUCACGAUCGACCACAAAAUUAGAAAGUAAUAUAGAUCAAACUAUCUUAAGUAGCAGUGCAAAAGUGAAUAAUACAAACAUCCAUGUUGAAUUAAAUCCAAUAAAUGACGUUAAAAAUGUUAAUAUACUCUCAGAUAGUGGUGGUAGUAUUUCAGAGGAAAGAAAUGUUCCAAUGCGAUUUGUUAUUGGCCAAGAAGAUUUUUUUCGAAAUGUAAGAAAAGUUAAUAAUAAUUGUAGAUUACACGAGUCUAUAAACACAGUAUCUAACUCUGCAAGAAACAAUUGCCAAAAAAUAGAAUUAUUGAAUAUAACUUUACAUGAAUCAGACAUGGAAAUCAAAACUGAUGAAGAAAAGCAUUUGCAGAGUGUUUCACAACAAUGUAGUUUAGAAUACAGUUCGGAAAUAGAAUCUAUUACUCAGAUGACUAGUGAAAAAAGUGAUCAUAAUUUACCAGAAAUUUAUGAAACUGUAGAAACAAUUAUGGAAGCUAAUCUUUUAAAAAAAGAUUGUCAAAAUAUGAAUGAAUUCCAUGAAGUAGAGGAACGCCAAUCAAAUGCCACUUUAAAAUGGUUAACUCAUUCUAAUAGCAUGCACUGUCUUCCAAUAAAUACCGUAAAACCACUAAGAAAUAAUUAUUGUAAUUCAUUAAAUGAUAUUGCAUCUCUUGCCAGUUACAAAAAGUGUGAAUAUUUGAAAUCAUUUACAGACGUGCAAAAUAUUACAAGUUCGAAUUUAUGCAAUAAAAAUUCCCUUUCUGAAAAAUCAUUUAGUAAAUUAGAACUAUCUUUCUCUAAAAAUAUUACUUCAACAAGAAAUAUUGAAUGUGCCUCUAAUGUGUGCACUGAUGAAUUGAAAUCCAAGCAAAAAUGUAUCAAUUCUAUGAUUGAUAUGACAUCAUUUAUGCAUAGUUCUUGCAAUAUAGUAAGAAAUUUAGAUUCAAACAAUGAGAUAGAAAGUUUAAGUAAACAACAAAAUAUACAGCACAUUGAAGGUAGUGAAGCACACUUAAAUAAUCCAAAUACUUAUCUACAAAUAGUCAAAAAAGAAACAAGCGUUUAAUCUAGUUUUGCUUAUACAGAGCAUAAUAUAUCAAUAAAAAUUUCAUCUAAAGAAUAAAAUAAUUUUUGGAAAUUUACAUUUUUAUAAUAUUCAAAAAAAUACUUAUUAAUUUUGUUUUAUUAAUUUGUCUACAAACAUAGUUCCUAUAUAUGAAAAAAAUCAUUCUUUUUUAUUAAACUGUUUUAUCUUUUUUUUACAUUGCAUUAAUCUUUUCACCUUUUUUAGCAUGUCAAAUAUUGUCAAAUAUUUUUAAUAUAUUUUUAUUCAUAUAAAUAUAUGAAACACUUAUUAAACUAUUUGUUGGAUAUGUAUUUAUUCAAAGAAAAUUGUACAUAAUUAAUACAAACAAAUUUAAUAUUUUUGUGCAUUCUAAAAAAAUUCAUUUUUCUUUUGUAUAUACGUUGUUCUGCAAAAAAAGUGCUCAAAAAUCAUAAUAGCUACGAAAUCAUAAUAUUUAAUGGUAUUUCAUUCAUAUAUCAUUUAGAAAUAAAGAAUAUUUUAUAUUCAAUUUAAUUGAAUUUCUACCAAUGAUUUUAAAUAUAAAUUAUAAAUAAAGUUUCAUUAUUAUUUUUAUAAUUGCAUAUAUAAUUUAUAAAAUAUGCUCUAAGACUGAAUAUUUUAUUAAAUAUUUUAUUAAAUAUGAAAGUACAUUAAAUUUAUUAUUAUCGUUUGUUUUUUUGCACGUGUAAAAUUAUUUUGUAAAGAUAAAUAAUUAUUACAUAUUUGAGAUAUACAAUAUAUAAAAUAAUAAUAAAAGAUAUAAUGCACACACAAGUACGUAAAUUACAUACAGUGUAAUGUAUAAGGAUAUUACUUUUAUAUAAAAUAUAUCUAUAGGUACACUUUUUGUACAUAAUUUAUAGUUUAUACAGUAUUUAAUUCCUUAAAUAUAAAGUUUAUAUAUGUAACUCUUUUCUUAUAUUUGAAAAUAUAUUUAAAUGUUAUAGAUAAAUUCAUAUCCUUUUUCAUUAACAUCCCACUUAAAAAUAAACAAAAAAAAAGAAAAGUAAUUAAAUACACCAAUCAAAAUUAUUAUUAUAAAUUAUAAUUUUAAGUUAGAAAA
Messenger RNA from Heterotrigona itama, 5613 nucleotides. Lineage: Eukaryota; Metazoa; Arthropoda; Insecta; Hymenoptera; Apidae. The record is from the annotation of a GenBank genome assembly.